Molecule: messenger RNA, 3539 nt
Organism: Schistosoma guineensis
Lineage: Eukaryota; Metazoa; Platyhelminthes; Trematoda; Strigeidida; Schistosomatidae
Source: the annotation of a GenBank genome assembly
AUUUAGUUGUGCUCUAACUUUCAUUUUUAUGGCGAUUGUUCGAAACUUCCAUUUUCUUUCGUUAGGUCAUGCUUGACUCAACAUUUACAUAUUGAGCGCACAUCUCCUAAUUCUACAUGCGAAUUGUAUAAAAACUCUCAUGUAAUGGACUUAACGUGUGAACCAUUGGCCCCAUUACGACAAAGUCAGGAAAGAUUCAGGAGUCCAGAUAUUUCUCGAAGACCAUUGGGAGGAGAAGCUUUGGCUGCUUACACGGUCAAAAAGUCACGUCGUGCUAAGUCAACGGAACCUACUGCUCUUGAUACCAACGCUCCACUUGUGAAAUGUUCUAACGAAGAGGAAAAAGUAAAGGAAGUUCUAAAUGAUGAAAGUAUGGACAAACGGUGGUCAUUAAUAGCCAAAAACUACGAAAAUAUGUCGAAGCAAGAGAUCAUGAAUAACUACAGAUUACUCAUGAGCGAAAAGCUACGAUUGGAGAGGUUCCUGUCCAUAAUGACCAAGAAUAAUGAGAUGGCUCGCAAUCGCUUGGAAUCCGACCUAUUAGAUGCCAUGAUGUGUAUAGAAGACUUAAAACAAGCUCUUGAGAUUCGUUUGGCAAGACGACGAAAAAUUGAUCCUCGCGAAGCUGAGGAAAGAAGGUAUUUGAUUCGUCAAAACAAGAAAUUACUAAACCAGUUAUUUGAAUCAGCAAAGAAAAUUGAAAGACUGGAGGUAACCAAAGUAGAAAUGAAAGAACAACUGGAAUUACUGGAUUUCCAAAUUGUCGAAGUUGAGAAUCAGAAAGCUAUGAUUGAGGAAGAAUUGAGAAAAAUUCCCCCAACUUUACAUGAGGGAACUCAAACCGAGGAAAGUUCCGAUAGCCAUCAGUUGAUAUGUCAACUAAAAGAACAAUUAAGUCUACUGAGAAGCGAUUUAUCCAAUCAAAAAGCUGAAACAGCAGCUGCUGUUGCUAAACACAUUCAUAUGGAUAAUUUAAUUAAAGAAUUACGCCGUGAUAAUAUUGAAUUACGUGAUCAAUUAUCUCAUGUUGAUGAUGCUGAAAAUUCACUAGCUGAAAGUGAUAAACCGAUAGCUGCUGAUGUUAAACUACUUAAAGCUCAAUUAGCUGAACAAUUAGAACGUGUCAAAGAUUUAGAAGAAAAAUUGAAUUCAUCAAGAUUGUAUUCAGAAAAAUUAGAAUCCCGUGUACAAGACCUUAUAGGAAAAAAUAGCUGUCAUCCAUCUACUGAAUCUGUAUCAUUCGAAAUAGAUCAUUCUGAGCAAAAUACAACUGCUGUACUUCACUCAAUGGACGAUACCAAACCGGUUACUGUUUCUCAAUCACAACCACCUCCAUUAAAAACAACAGGAGCACAACCUAAAGUAGAUGAUAUACUUCUUCAACAAACAAUUCAUACAUUUCAGGCACUUUUAGAUGAACGUGAUCAAGAAAUAAGUCAAUUAAAAAAACAUAUUGUACAAAAUCCAUCUAACACUGAGUUAACAUCAGAUAUAAAUCUACCCAAAUUAUAUGAAUCAUCAAUUCAAACAGAAUUAAAUAAUGAACAAAUGGAAAAACUAUCAAAUUUAAAAGAUACUUUAAAUUCAGGUGGUCAGUUAUUGACUAGUGAACAAUAUGAAACAUUGAACAAUGAAUUAAAUGAAACAUUGAAAACAUUAACAAACAACCCUGAUAAUUGUAAUAUACUAUCGUCUGAACAAUUAUCAUCAUCUACAAAUGAAAAAGAAAAGUCAACUCAGAACUAUGGUGAUCUAAUUCAAACAGUGAAUAAAUUAAGAAAAGCAUCUGAAACUAUUAAACCAAUGUCAACUUCAUCCGAGUUAAAACCAAGUGAUAUCGUUGAUCAGGCGAAUCCGAAUACAAAUAAUGUUGAUCAAAAACUGGUAGAAAAUUUACGUUGUCAAAUUGAAAGCUUGAAACAAGAAAUAAAAAGAUUACAACGUGGUGCAUCUACAGCUGAAGAACGAACUGUUAAUGGAAAUACUGGUGAAUUUCAUACAUCACACAGUUCUCCAAGUCAUUUUUAUUCAAUGGAUCCGUAUGGAAGCGUGGAUAAACAAAAUGAAGAAAAAUCCUAUUCAUUACAUAAUCCAUCAUACUACAGCACUCAGUUGCAAGAACUACGUCAAACUGGUGACUUAGAGUUAGUUCGCGCACACCUUAGUUUGUCUGAACGACGUCGACGUGAGCUUGAAAGACGUAUAACCGAACUAACUGAUGAAUUAGCACGUUCUCGUGCAGAAGCCCGUUCCGCGGAAACUAGUCUUUCUGCUGCUCGUCGAACUGAAGCUGCACUAAGAAGACGUCUUCUUGUUGCUAUGGAUUCUCGAGGUUCACCUAAUGGAAAUUAUGAAAUGAAUAUAUCACGAAAUUCACAUGAAUUCUCUUCUAACGAAAGUUCAGAAAUGAUGAAUGCUUUGGAGUUACAAGCAGAUAUUAUUAAACUUCAAGCUACUAAUGCUUCACUAACGGAAGCUGCUUUACUUGAUCGAACAAGAUUGCAUGAUCAAGCUAUGCGUAUAGACCAGUUGGAAUCAGAGCACAAAGCUUUACUUGAUCGAGUCUCAUGUCUUCAGGCAGCUGAAACUGGUGCACAACGUGGUAUUGUACGUUUACAAGCUCUUUAUGAAGAUAUGCUACGUGAAUACUCAGAGUCUAAACCACUAGAACUAUCUAACGUUCGUGGACGUCAUCAUCAGAGAAGCAGCUCUCGUAACUCUAGAAAUAAUGAUUUUAUUACAAAUGCUAAUUAUAAUGAUAAAUAUCGUGCUACCUCACGAAAUAAUGACGUAAGGGCAACAGAACAACAGAUUUUGGAAGUUCAAGCUAUGAAUUCUCCACGCAAACGAUCUAUAUAUGAGAACUCAGGGGAAAUAGUCACUGCAUCAUCUACAACAAUAUCUAAAAUUUCCGCAUUAAUGUCAAGAAUCCAUUUUCUUAUCAACUAAACAAAUAUACUGUACUGAAUGUUUUAUUGGAUUUAAGUGUUUACUUUGUUUCGGAACCAUAAUAUAUCUAUUGACUUAUACGUCAAUGAACUCGGUAAAAUUAAUAUUAAUAAUCAUAAAGGGAAUGGUAGAUUCAUGCUUUGUUAGACAGAUUUUCAAUAUGCAUACAAAUCACUUUAUUGUUUAACAGUAUCAAGCAAAAAUAACACUAUUCUAUUCUAGCCUAUCUACUACUACUACUACUACUACUACUACUACCACUACAUCACUUAUUAACUAAAGUACAUUGAUGUAUGUAAAUGUAUAAUCAUUUCUUAGGUCUAGUCCGUUGAAAAGGAGACAAUUAUGCAUACGUACAUAGACAUGAAUAAUUUAUCAAAUAUAUUUACGACCAGAGAAAUUAUGUAAUGUAAAAUAAUACUGUCUCGAUGAAAUCGAAUACACUUUUUUUUUGAAAAUGAUAUAUUUAAAUUGCAAAGACUUUUUAAUUUGCAAGUUGAUUUGAAAAUUUUCAAUUCCAUUUAACAUACAAUUGUAAAAAUUGAAAUAUCUCUUUGAAAAUUCAAUAAAUCAUCUUUAUUAUUGUGGUU